This is a messenger RNA of Hypomesus transpacificus, 2012 nucleotides long. RefSeq names its product fin bud initiation factor b (gene fibinb). NCBI's taxonomy places the organism in Eukaryota, Metazoa, Chordata, Actinopteri, Osmeriformes, Osmeridae. The record is from RefSeq and is a predicted model, not a curated record. The transcript has a single exon. The coding region runs from base 382 to 1002 and encodes 206 amino acids.
GACGAAGCGAAGCUGUAAUUUGAGAGUCGGGAAAGGGUAUCAUCAGCCAAAACCAAAAGCGGUGCUUGAGAAAAAAAGUUCAGAUGUUGAAAUUGAGGCACAAAGUUAAGUUGGGCACAUUUCUUCUUGUCGUGAAAGCCGUCUACUCUGCUAAGCAAAAUUUACUGGAUUUGGUGUUUGAAACUGAAAUAACGUAACUUCAUUUGUGUCACAUUUAAGUGAACAUUGCAUUACAACUACUAGCAACGGGCUAUAUACUCGUAAAUUUCCGCAACUAUUUUUAGCUGUGAAAUGUUCAUUGCGAGGACAACUUAAUUAUAGGCUACCGCUCAUCUAAGGAAGGACGAUUUAGUAACCUUUUUCUCAGCAAAGCAAACGAGAAUGGCUUUUUUCCAUAUAGUACUUGCUGGGAUGUUAUCGUUGUCGCUGUGCGGUGCGUUUUUUAAUGGACCUCUGUAUCCGGAGAUGUCAAAUGGCACUUUUCAUCAUUACUUUGUACCAGAUGGCGACUAUGAGGACAACGACGACCCAGAAAAAUGUCAAAUGCUAUUUAAAAUGACAGAUGAGCGUAAAUGCGGUCUUGACGAGGACCAGGAUUCAGUCAUCCGGGAUGAUUUCACGAUAAUCAAGAGGCACAUCGAAGACUCAGCCAGAGUGCUCGAGGGAAUUGGGAAAAGCAUCUCGUAUGAUUUGGAUGGAGAAGACAGCUAUGGUAAAUAUUUGAGACGGGAGACAACUCAGAUAAGUGAGGCAUUUACAAAUUCCGAAAAAUCGCUUUUAGAACUGGAAGUGAAAUUCAAACAGAGUCAGGAGAAUGAGUUGAAGGAGGAGCAUCGCAUAAAUGACGACUUUCUGAACAUGAUUGUCCACACGAGGGACGUGCUAAAAGGGACACUGGAUAUUUCCAUGGGAUUAAAAGACAAGCACGAGCUGCUGUCCCUUAUUGUUCGAAGUCACGGCACCCGACUGAGUCGACUGAAAAAUGAAUACAUGAAAGUGUAAAAAAGUGCUUCUUUGUGUUUUUACAACUACCACAAAAAAGUUUGCCUUCGAUUUUGCUAGUGUUGUGACGUCAACGGGGAAAAAAAAGUAUUAUUUAUGAUCUCUAUAUUGCCUAUAUCUAGCAGGUCUGAUCAUGCCAAUUUGAUAAACCCCUCUAUAAAUCCAUUGCUUACUAUUAUGGCCAAUCCUUUGUAAAUUGUUCACUCUACAUAUAAUUUAAAAAAUCGAAUGUUUUCCCAAGAACAAAUGUUUGACGUAAAUCGUGAUGAUGUAUGGGCAACAUGUGUGUUGUUUGGCCUGCACUAGCUGAAUGUUACCACAAAAAACAAAACAGCUAUGGCAGCAUACAUUUCUGAUUUAUAUAUGUGUGAGUUUUACAGCUUACAGUAUUGAAAGUGUCUGGAUUUGGAAAGAUGUUUAUGUCUUCUGAUCAAGAUGAUAACUAUUAAACUUGUUUAUGCCCUAUGAUACGAGACUUAAAGGCCUAAUGAUUUGCAAAAAUCAUUGAUAAGGGUUGUACUACGGUUAGGUAAAGGCAUUAACACUUUGGUAAUUAUACUGUACAGUGCAUAAUGAGAAUACUGUGAGUGUCAAUAUUUUGUGGAAAAACCUACAUAACUGUAUUUACUCAGUAUACAAUAUUUUGUUUUGAUGUAUAUCUAUAUUCCUUUUAUCCACUCAAAUGUGUAUAUAAAUGGCAAAAGGUAUGAGAUACUUAAAGACUGCAGGCAGCACUCAUGGACUUCAGACACGUGUGUGUGUGGUGACAUUCCUGGGAGAUUGUGUCUGACAUUAUAUUAAUAUUUGUUUUGGGAAUGAAGUUAUAUGGGACACUUUCCUAUAAAUGUAUAUUUGUGCUGGCAUAGAUAUUGAUGUGCACAGCUUUUUAGGUGAAUGGUUUUUCAUACACCAUACAGUGUGGGGCUUCCAGGGAAGACUUCAAAGUGUCUUUGUACAUUCGCCUAAAGAGUUUUACUGCAAGGCUUUGUAAUAAAACUUUUGUGAGUAAA